This is a messenger RNA of Dacryopinax primogenitus, 408 nucleotides long. RefSeq lists its product as uncharacterized. The record is from RefSeq and is a predicted model, not a curated record. Lineage: Eukaryota; Fungi; Basidiomycota; Dacrymycetes; Dacrymycetales; Dacrymycetaceae. The coding region runs from base 1 to 408 and encodes 135 amino acids. The transcript is spliced from 2 exons.
AUGUCCGCUACCCCUCUCCUGCUCAUGACAUCACAAUGGAAGCAUGACUGCCCUCCCUUCACCAUGUUGAAGAGCAUGAUAUUGCAACACAAAGACCUCAGCAGAGAGAUGGAUGAGCCCAUGGAGGUGGUGUUGGAGAUGGAGGAGAUGAAGGCAGAGCUGGAACAGGUGAUGCAGGAGCUGGAGGAAGUGCAACAGAGGUGGAAGGAGCAGCAGCAGCAGCCACUGUGGGAGCAGGAUAGCCGGCAGGUCCGGCAACAACUGCAGCAGGAGCAGGAACAGGAACAGCAGGAGAAGGAGUUGUGGGAGGAGGAGGAUGUCUUCCUGGAGCAAGAGGACUCCCUGGAGCAGGACACUGUCAUGGACAUUGAGGUGGCUGCUGUCAUGGAGCAGGAGGGACCAGAAUGA